AUGCUCGCGGAACGACCCGGGAUUCAUGUCGGGUGUCUUGACGGCAAGUCCAUCUAUACUCUCUUCUUCAACGCUAAUGCAAGCACGCAGAAUGAUUCAUACAAGAGCCAAUUUGGAUAUCCCGGACCAAAUGCCCAAGGUGCCAUCGUUGCUUCGAUGCCUGCCGGUAGCUUGGUGGGCGCUCUCACCGUCGGAAAGCUCGCAGACAUCUUGGGUCGAAAGAAAACCAUCCAACUCUCAGGCGUCAUCUGGGUAAUUGGGAGCAUUCUCCAGUGUGCUGCUAUGAAUAGGGGAAUGCUUAUUGCUGGUCGCCUAAUUUCAGGGGGUUCCGUCGGAAUCGCCUCCGCUACGGUGCCACUGUAUCAGGCAGAGAUCACUGCUGCACAUAUCCGUGGACGUUUGAUCAGUCUUCAACAGAUGAUCCCUGCGAUCGUGCUUUCUAUCGGAAUGAUAUGGUUCCCCGAGUCUCCUCGAUGGCUGACUGACAACGGCCGCGAGCACGAGGCUCUCGAGAUCUUGGCAGAAGUUCACGGAAAUGGAAACCCCGACGCCGAACUUGUGCAACUCGAAUACACUGAAAUCAAGGAUCAAGUAGAAUUUGAGAAGAAAUAUGGCGCCAAGUCCUAUAAGGAUCUCCUGGAACCAAAUGUGCUACGCCGACUGAUGCUUGCAAUGUCGCUACAGGCCUGGUCCCAGCUAACGGGGAUGAACAUCAUGAUGUACUAUAUCACUUAUGGCACGUCUAAUCCUGUGUUCAUUGGGGCUGGCCUUACCGGCCGUAGAGGAAACCUUAUUGCUUCCAGCGUUCAAUAUGUUCUCGUCGUUGCGAUGACCUUUCCAGCCAUCCUCUACAUCGACAAGUGGGGGCGCCGUCCCAUGUUACUUAUUGGCCAACUGCUGAUGGGCUUCUGGCUAUUCCUUGUCGGAGGGCUCCAAGGAAUGUAUGGCCAUUGGGGUAUGGUGGAUGGAGAGCGCGUCUGGGUGGUAACGGGACACGACAGCAUCACAAAGGGUGUGAUCGUAUGCUCGUACUUCUUUGUAUGCAGCUUUGCGAUCACGAUGGGGCCUUGCAGUUGGACAUAUUCUUCGGAGAUCCAUCCUUUGCGGGUGAGAGCCAAAGGGGUAUCUCUAGCGACUGCUUCAAACUGGAUCAUGAACUGCGCCCUAGCAUGGGCCGUUCCUCCGUUGUUGUCUUCAAUUUCUUAUAAGACGUACUACAUUUUCGGAGCAUUCAACUUCGCCGCAUUUCUCCAUGUGCUUUUCAUGUUCCCAGAGACAUGCGGAAGAAGUCUGGAGGAGAUUGAAGAAGUGUUCUCACAGGGACAUGUGUUCACGGCCUGGAAGAUCAAACGUAAUGUAGGGAAGAAGACACUGCAGGAUGUAAAGGCGGUUCAUGAGGUACACCAUUCGGACCAUACGGAAGUCGACGAUAAGGGCUCCCAAGAGCUGCAGGAAAAGGUGUAG
Molecule: messenger RNA, 1464 nt
Organism: Serendipita indica DSM 11827
Lineage: Eukaryota; Fungi; Basidiomycota; Agaricomycetes; Sebacinales; Serendipitaceae
Source: the annotation of a GenBank genome assembly